ACGGGCGGCGUCGCUCCUGCUCCGUGCCCGACCUCCCCAAGAUGGCGGCAGCGAGCCACGCAACGCCCGCUCACCCGCCCUUCCCAAGAUGGCGAGAAGUGACGCGCCGCCCGCUCAGGACGGCUCCAAGAUGGCGGGCGGCGCGGAGCCCGAGCCGGGCCCGGAGCUGGAGCGGGUGGUGGAGGCGCUGGAGCUGUUCCUGCGGCCGCCCAGCGGGCCCGGGGAGCGGGAUGGCGGAGCCGGCCCUGGCCUGGAGAGCGCUCUACGACUGGAGACGCUGCGCAGCAACGCGGCGGAGCUAGAGGAGCGGCUGCGGCGGGCGGCGGGCUGGGCGGCGCUGCGCGGCCUACGCGAUGCUGUGCUGGCCCGGGCCCCCGCGCUGGCCGCCGGGGCGGCGGGGCAGGCGGACCCCAGCUGGACCACGGCCUGCGAGCUGCUGGCGCUGCUGCUGUGCCUGAAGGAGCGGCUGGCCGCGCUCGCCGCCGCCCCCGCCGCCCGCGGGGCCGGGUCUGGGGCCGCGCCGCCGCCCAGCGCCGACACGCUGAGCGUGGCGCAGGGCCGGGCGGUGGGGCGGGCGCUGCGGGCUGCCGUGGGGCUGGGGCUGCUGCCCUACCUGCCGCCGGGUGUGGGGCAGCGCCCGGGGCCGCCCGCGCCGCCCCCGGGGCCGCCCGCCGCCCGCGGGGCCCGGCUCCACGCCGCCGCUGCCGCCUUGGCCGAGCUGGCCCAGCACCCCGCGCUGGGCGGGCCCCUCCUCGCCCGCCACCUCGGCCUCCUGCUCGCCGGGCUCUGCGUGCUGGGCCAUGGCCCCCCUGCACUUUGUGAGGGUGUUUCGGAAGCAGAGCGAGCGCGGUGCCGGGAAACCCUGCGGCACAUCCUGGACCGCGUGUACCCACCGCUGGCGGUGCGAGAGCUGCUGAUGCUGCAGGGCCGGCACAAGCAGAGUCCUCCCGCUCCCGGGGAAGGGACAAAGCUGGCACGGGCCCCGGCGUGGCUGAGGCGGCUCUGCGGGCAGCUGCUCUCCGAGAGGCUCCUGCGACCCAGUGGGGUCCAGGCUGUGGUUCGGGGCAUCAUGGAGGGAACGGGCGGUGGUGCUGGCGCUGAAGCCGCAGCCGUGGACUGGAGAAAAUGCGAUGUGGUUGCGAAGAUUCUGGCUGCCUGUCCGCAGCAGUGCCUGUCUCUUGAGGAGUACUACAGGCUGGUGUGUCCCCAGAUUCUGGACCUGCUGCACAUCCAGGACAAGAUGACGGCGCGGCAGUUCCAGCGAGUGGCCACCAGCACGCUGCUCACCAUGGCAAGAGAGCACCCUCAGCUGGCGGAGACGCACCUGCUGCAGCCACUCCUGGCGCCGCUACUGCGCUGUGCGGGGACAGCAGAGCUGUCAGUGGAAGAUUUACCAGCAGGGACCGUGCUGGUGACAGAGGCCGAGCUCAGCACAUGUGUGGAAGAUGUGCUCAAGGUGUAUGUGGUUGGGAAUGACAGCUCGAGCCUGCUGCUGGGAUCCUUACAGUCAGUCCUGGGAGUGGUUUUUUCCCUCUAUUCUUUCGCCAAGCAGAAUGUGUCAUACUUACGCUCCCCGUGCCAGGAGAUCCUGCUGUGGUUCCUGGAGAAGUCGGAGCGGGAGGUGUCGCUGGCCGUGCUGGAAGGCUUCGCCGGGCUGAGCAGCAGCGUGUGCGCCCUGCACCCGCAGUGCCAGUUCCGUGCGGGCAGCGAGGGCGGUGCUGCCAUCGUGGUGGAGGAGCCCAUCAGUGAUGAAGAUGAGGCCCUGUACCAGAAGGUUUCCUUGGAGCAGUGCCAUGUGGAGAACUUGGUGGAGCUUGUGUCUCACUGCCAGAAGAGCGGGCUGGCUGGGGACUUCUUCAUCUGCUGCCUGAAGGCGCUGACUCGUGUGGCUGCGGAGGACGAGGCGGGUUUGAGCUCAGCUGCGGUGCCUGGGGGCAGUUUGCUGGAGCUGGAGCAGCUCCGCGCUGCACAGGGCAGGAACCUGCUGGUCCUGCAGCUCGUGGCCACGCUGUGCGAGAGCGUUUCAGACACCGUGUUCACAAAUAUUGCUCAGGUGCAGGAGUUCGUGGGGGCCGUGCUGCAGCGUGCCUGUGCCAGCCCGGCGCGGGGCCCUGGCGCAGCGGCCGAGGCUCAGACCCUGGCCAUGGCCAUGGGGCUGGUGGCUGCCAUGCUUGGUGGGGCCGUGCAGCUGCAAUCUGGCGACUUUGCGGUUCUGCAGCGGCUGGUGCCACUGCUGGAGGAGCUGUCCCGCACCUACCCCGAGCCCCUCACCCAGGAGCUGGCCACCGACCUGCGCAUCGCCAUCUGCACCCACGGUGCCUGCUCCCCUGCAACGGUGGGUGCUGCUGCUGGCAGCGUGCUGGGGAAGAAGCCAGGGAUGGGAGCGCAGACUCCUGCUGGUGUCCCCGGCAGAGCCCUGAGCCUGGGGGGUGGCCACAGCGGCCCCCUGGCUCCUGGGAAGAGCAGCGACAAGCAGAACAUGAGCCGGGAGCCCAGCACCACGAGUCCUGCUCCAGCCCCAUGUGCCACCAGCCCAGCCCCAGGGGGGCUACAGGAGCUGCUGGUAUCAGCGUACGACCCACAGCCCCCUGGCCGGGCGGCUGCCCUGCGCCAUCUUGCCAGCCUGAUCACGCAGAGGGAUCCAGAGGCGUUUCGGCUGCAGGAGAAACUGCUCGAGGUGUUCCUGGAAAACCUGCAGCAUGAGGACGCCUUCGUCUACCUGUCGGCUAUCCAAGGUGUGUCCUUGCUCUCCAGCGAGUAUCCAGAGCGGAUCCUGCCCAUCCUGCUGGCACAGUACGGCGUCCCAGCGCAGGGCACCGAGGACACUGCGGCCACUGUCACCCGGAUGAAGCUGGGCGAGGUGCUGAUGCGCGUCACCCGGGCACUGGGGGACAUGGUGUUCCGGCACCGGGAGCCGCUGGUCCAGGCCUUCCUGCGCGGUGCGCGGGCCCCUGAGGGUGCACUGCGGGCCAGCAGCCUCUCCAACCUGGGCGAGCUCUGCCAGCGCCUGGGCUUCCAGCUGGGCCCCAUCGUCCAGGAGGUCACCUCCUGCCUGACGGCCAUAGCCAAGAUGGAUCCCGAGGCUGAGGUGCGAAGAGCCGCCGUGCACGUGGUGGUGCUGCUGCUGCGGGGGCUCAGCGACAAGGCCACCGAGGUGCUGCGGGACGUCCUGCGGGACCUGUACCGCCUGCUGAAGCACGUGGUGAUGACGGAACCCGACGGCGCGACGGUGCUGCACGCCCAGCUGGCGCUGGAGGAGCUGGACACAGUGAUGAGGAGGGUCCUGUUCCCCCCCCAGACACUGGAGAAGAAGAUCGUGGUGCUGCCGUAGCAUGUGCCAGGACUGCAGAAAUGAACUCUUCCUGCUCUGGCAUCAGGGCUAAGCGGCUUCCUGAGAGGACGGGUUCACUGUGUCCCCAGGACACCACCGGCGGGUGCCAGUGGGGAGGAAGCCACAGCCUAGAGAGGGUGGGGUUGCUGGGUCGAGGUGGGAGAUUAAACGGAGACUUGCUCAGU
Molecule: messenger RNA, 3516 nt
Organism: Columba livia (rock pigeon)
Lineage: Eukaryota; Metazoa; Chordata; Aves; Columbiformes; Columbidae
Gene: TANGO6
Product: transport and golgi organization 6 homolog
Exons: 17
Coding region: 89-3331 (1080 amino acids)
Biological process (GO): protein secretion
Source: RefSeq, a predicted model, not a curated record